GAUACGUUUUUAGAAUGUAAAUAGAUAAAAAUUUUAGGUAUUGUUUAGUACAGUGUUAACAGUUAGCACUUUCAGACAACGGCAUUGAUUAUUAUCCUGUCUGUAAUGUUACAAGUGGUUAUUUCCAAAUGGAGGUACAGACAAUACUUUUACUGUAUCGCUGCUUUGGUUUCGAUUACUGCCUCUGAAAUUCAUGGAUCAUGGACUUCUCCAUUUAUCCCACAACUCGAAUCUGAUGAUUCCCCCAUAGGCGUAAAAUUAACUACCAUACAAGCUUCUCUAGUUGUAAGCUUUUAUACCUUUGGUUUCAUUUUGGGAAGCGCUUUUACUGUAUAUGGACCUGAUAUUUUUGGUCGGAAAAUAUCAUUUAUAGUUGGAGCUGUAUUGAAUUUAAUCUCUUGGAUUUUUAUAUUGUUUGCUUCUGGUCCAAUCACUUUAUAUUUUGGAAGAAUUAUUGCUGGAACGGGAGCAAUCCUUUGUAUUAACAUUUCACCUAUGUACAUUGGAGAAAUUUCGGAUAACGAUAACAGAGGAAGACUGGGUUAUUUUAAUGUUCUUUCAAGUACUUGUGGAUCUGUUAUCGGACUGGUAAUAGGUCCAUACGUAUCCUACAGGACUUUUGCGAUUAUGGCAAUAUGCACGGUAUUAAUUGCAAUUGUAUGCCUUCUGCUGAUUCCCGAAUCGCCUUAUUAUCUCAUUAAAAAACACAAACAUGAGCACGCAGAAAAAGUAAUAUGGAAACUAGCAAGCAAUGACUCUGAUAAAGAGUUUGUCAAAAAGAGACUGGAGGAAAUCACUGAGUCUGUACAGAAGGAUAUGCUAAAUACAUCGUCUAUUAAUGAACUUAUUUGUAAUAGGAAAUAUAUAAAAUGUAUACUGCUCCACGUUGGUUUAAAUUUUAUUUUUUACAUGUCGGGCAGCCCGAUCAUAAAGUCAUAUUUGCAAACAAUAUUGGACGCAAGUGAAAGCACAAUUUCAUCCGAUCUUUCAAGUUUAAUUUUCGGAAUAGUUAACAUUGUUGCUGUGUCUCUUUCUGGUCAAAUGGUAGAUCGAUUAGGAAGGAAACCUCUUUUACUUAUAUCCUGUAUUGUCAGUGCGACUUGUAUGUUUAUUUUCGGGGCGUAUUUUUACAUUAACGAAACCAAAUCUUUUAAUAUGAAAGUUGUAACAUGGUUACCAUUGACCUGUUUAGUCGUCUUUGAAAUGUCCAAUUCUGUUGGCAUUAAUCCUAUGUCAUACGUCGUUGUUUCCGAACUAUAUCCAAUCAAUAUCAAAGGUAUUGCGAUAGGGACAAUUGGAACAGUACUAACUCCUAUCGCUGUACUCAUUCAAUUAUUUUAUGAACCUCUGAAUGAAUAUUGGGGGUUGUAUGUCUCUUUUUGGAUAUUCAGCGGAUGCUGUGUUUUUGGUAUUUUCUUUGCCAUAUUCUUUUUACCAGAAACAAAAGGAAAAUCUUUUCAACAAAUACAAAUGGAAAUCAAUAAGAACUGGGUGGAGACUGCUGGAGGCAUAGAAUCUAUCAGUAAAUUAUAA
Agrilus planipennis (emerald ash borer) is the source of this 1533-nucleotide messenger RNA. Its product is annotated as facilitated trehalose transporter Tret1-like. NCBI's taxonomy places the organism in Eukaryota, Metazoa, Arthropoda, Insecta, Coleoptera, Buprestidae. Gene Ontology annotation, molecular function: transmembrane transporter activity. The transcript has 6 exons. Gene Ontology annotation, biological process: transmembrane transport. The record is from RefSeq and is a predicted model, not a curated record. Bases 106 to 1533 code for a protein of 475 amino acids. Gene Ontology annotation, cellular component: membrane.